AUGGCUGUAGAAAUUGUCGCGAACCACAGGGCUUUUUGCGCCUUGACUGCUCGAGGAGCAGCUGUUUGCUGGGGAGAUCCUGAGUUUGGUCCUGACCAGAAGAAAGCUCAACACCAGCUUGUUGACGGUAUCGUCCAUAUCUGCCCGUCGGCAGCUGCUUUCGCUGCGCUGAAGAACACGGGUUCCGUGGUGACAUUUGGGCACCCCUCCUGGGGAGGCGACAGCCGGCCGGUGCGAGAUCAACUGGCAUGCGGUGUGGUGAAGAUUGCCGCAACGGAUUCAGCAUUUGCUGCCAUCAAGGAAGACGGCUCUGUAGUGGUUUGGGGGAACCCGAACUGUGGAGGAGAUGCGAGCUCGGUAAUGCAUAAGCUGCUGCGCAACGUGGAGCACAUCUGGGGUAACGAGCGUGCCUUUGUGGCCAUCAAGAAAGACGGCUCGAUCGUCACGUGGGGUGACCGGGAAUCUGGAGGCGACUCCAGCUCUGUGCAGGAGGACUUCUCGGAGAUCGGCGCGGCUCGUGUUGUGAAGGUGUUUUCGAACGAGUGCGCCUUUGCAGCGUUGCGAGCAGAUGGCUCUGUCAUUACCUGGGGCGAUCCGGACGGUGGUGGGGACAGUUCGAAUGUAUCCGAGUUUUUGGAGGCAGGCGUCAAGGACAUCUGCUCGACAGAUGACGCGUUUGCGGCUCUUCGCGACAAUGGCCAGGUCGUCACAUGGGGAGAUGAUGCUUCAGGUGGCGGAAGCAGCGCCGUUCGUCAACAGCUCCGUAGCGGAGUGAAGCAACUAUGCAGCACGAGAGGCUCAAUAGCUGCUCUCAAAGAAGACGGCACAGUGGUUUGCUGGGGGAACCCUCAAUCUGGUGGAAACUCAGCAUCUGUGGCAGGGCUUCGCGCAGUCAAGGAGCUUUGCGCAACAAGGGCCGCAUUCGCGGCAUUGAAGGAGGAUGGAAGCGUGCAUGCCUGGGGAGACGAAAAACAUGGGGCUGAUACAACAGCGACUGAAAGCAUCCUCUCUUCUGGUGUUACGAAGCUGUUCGGCAAUAAUGUCUCUUUCGCUGCCAUCAAAAGGAACGGUGGUAUUGUCUCUUGGGGCGACCCUGCACGCGGUCCACCCUUGGUGCAUCCCAGAGUGCCGGAUGCCCAAGGAAUCUACGGGACGAAAUUCGCCUUUGCCCUGUUGUGCCAAGACGGGGAUGUCAUCACAUGGGGUGACCCAUCUUGUGGUGGAGACAGUUCUGCUAUUGAUGCACAGCUCAAAGAACAUGCCAAAGCCGUGCAGCUACAGCCUUGA
Symbiodinium sp. CCMP2456 is the source of this 1287-nucleotide messenger RNA. The record is from the annotation of a GenBank genome assembly. Lineage: Eukaryota; Dinophyceae; Suessiales; Symbiodiniaceae.